UUAAACUGUGGUCUCUGGAGAUCAAAGUCACCUCACCGUCUCAUUAACCUUCACUUGGCAUCCUUAAAGGAGAUAAUGAGCCCUGUGUUUGUACUGAGACUUCGCUAGGACAGAUAGAGCACACUGUCCUGGGAGCCCUGCCUCCCCACCGUGGUCACAACUUGCAGCAAGGAACUAAUCUGGUUGACAUCUCUCACUUUAUGAGAGUUGUGGUGUGGUCCUUGGGCCGUGGCAUCAGCAUCACCUAGGAGUCUUCAGAAAUGCAGAAUCUUGGACCCCUCCCUAGAUCAACUGAAGUAGAGUCUACAUUUUAUCACGAUCCCAAGGUCAGGAGAAUAUGUUCUGGAGCUAGACUGUCUGGGUUCACGUCCUGACUCUACCCUUGUCACUGAAUGGUGCAAUGCCAGUUAUUUCAACUCUCUGCCUCAGUUUCCUCACUUAUAGUAUGCAGAGGAUCAUAACUGCCCCUACCUCUCAGGUCACUAUGGAAAGAGAAGAAGGAAUGGAAAGCAACGUGGGUUUCUGAGAGGACAGGCCUGGAAGAAGCAUGCAUCACUACUGCUGACAUCCGUGGACUCGAUUUCAGUCACAGAGGUUUCGUCUUAAUUGCGGAAAAAGUGACACAGCUGCACUAUAGAAAAAAUGAGAGACUGACAAAGAAGUUGCAUAACUUUUCCAAUGUCGUACAACUGGGUUUGGGAUCCAGAUGAUUCACCUCCAGAACCCUGGCCUUCACCAUACUGAGGGAACAACAUUGAAAGGAUGGACAGAAGCAGAGGCAGAGAUGCCUUAAAGCAUCUGAUGCCUUUGGGAGGAGGAGCGUUCAAGCUGUGCUCCCUGUCCUUCUUUGGGUCUGGAAGGAGAACUUAGCCCUGUAUAUGCAGAAGCAAACAAUGUGGAGACUUUAGGUGUGGAAAUUCUGCAGGAAAAUUGACAGGAAAAUUCUCUCUGAUUCCACUAAUUGGUGUAGACACGUGUGGCCGUCUGCACUGUAGGAUCCCGGUUCUAUAAGCUUUGGACUCCCUGGGAUUACCAUGCCGCCCCCCGCGGACAUCGUCAAGGUGGCCAUAGAAUGGCCGGGCGCCUACCCCAAACUCAUGGAAAUCGAUCAGAAAAAACCACUGUCUGCAAUAAUAAAGGAAGUCUGUGAUGGGUGGUCCCUUGCCAACCAUGAGUACUUUGCACUGCAGCACGCCGAUAGUUCCAACUUCUAUAUCACAGAAAAGAAUCGCAAUGAAAUAAAAAAUGGCACUAUCCUUCGAUUAACCACAUCUCCUGCUCAAAACGCCCAGCAGCUCCAUGAACGAAUCCAGUCGUCAAGUAUGGAUGCCAAGCUGGAAGCCCUGAAGGACUUAGCCAACCUCUCCCGGGAUGUCACAUUUGCCCAGGAGUUUAUAAAUCUGGAUGGCAUCUCUCUCCUCACGCAGAUGGUCGAAAGCGGCACCGAACGGUACCAGAAAUUGCAGAAGAUCAUGAAGCCUUGCUUUGGAGACAUGCUGUCCUUCACCCUGACAGCCUUUGUUGAGCUGAUGGACCAUGGAAUAGUAUCCUGGGAUACGUUUUCAGUGGCGUUUAUUAAGAAGAUAGCAAGUUUUGUCAACAAAUCGGGCAUGGACAUCUCAAUCCUGCAACGGUCCUUGGCCAUUUUGGAGUCAAUGGUGCUCAAUAGCCAUGACCUCUACCAGAAGGUGGCUCAGGAGAUCACUAUUGGACAACUUAUCCCACAUCUUCAAGGGACAGAUCAAGAAAUCCAAACCUAUACCAUUGCAGUGAUUAAUGCACUUUUCCUGAAGGCUCCUGAUGAGAGAAGGCAGGUUGGUGUAGAGAGCAGUGUUGACAUCCUUGAUUGUCCUCUGACUGAGAUGGCGAAUAUUUUGGCUCAGAAGCAGCUUCGUUCCAUCAUUUUAACAAAUGUUAUCCGAGCUCAGAGAGCCAUCAACAAUGAAAUGGCACACCAGCUGUAUGUGCUACAGGUGCUUACCUUUAACCUUCUAGAAGACAGGAUGAUGACCAAGAUGGACCCCCAGGACCAGGCUCAGAGGGACAUCAUAUUUGAACUUCGAAGAAUCGCUUUUGAUGCAGAGUCUGAACCUAAUAACAGCAGUGGCAGCAUGGAGAAACGCAAGUCCAUGUACACACGGGAUUAUAAAAAACUUGGCUUCAUUAAUCAUGUCAACCCUGCCAUGGACUUUACCCAGACCCCUCCUGGGAUGUUAGCCCUGGACAAUAUGCUGUACUUUGCCAAGCACCACCAGGAUGCCUACAUCCGGAUUGUGCUUGAGAACAGUAGCCGGGAGGAUAAGCAUGAAUGUCCCUUUGGCCGCAGCAGCAUAGAGCUGACCAAGAUGCUGUGUGAGAUCUUGAAAGUGGGCGAGCUGCCUAGUGAGACCUGCAACGACUUCCACCCAAUGUUCUUCACCCAUGACAGAUCCUUUGAGGAGUUUUUCUGCAUCUGUAUCCAGCUCCUGAACAAGACAUGGAAGGAAAUGAGGGCAACUUCUGAAGACUUCAACAAGGUAAUGCAGGUGGUGAAGGAGCAGGUUAUGAGAGCUCUCACAACCAAGCCUAGCUCCCUGGAUCAGUUCAAGUGCAAACUGCAGAACCUGAGCUACACCGAGAUCCUGAAAAUCCGCCAGUCUGAGAGGAUGAACCAGGAAGAUUUCCAGUCUCGCCCGAUUUUGGAACUAAAGGAGAAGAUUCAGCCAGAAAUCUUGGAGCUGAUCAAACAGCAACGCCUGAACCGCCUUGUGGAAGGGACCUGCUUUAGGAAACUCAACUGCCGACGGAGGCAAGACAAGUUUUGGUACUGUCGACUUUCACCCAACCACAAGGUUCUGCAUUAUGGAGACUUGGAAGAAAGUCCUCAGGGAGAAGUGCCCCACGAUUCCUUGCAGGACAAAUUGCCGGUGGCAGAUAUCAAAGCGGUGGUGACGGGGAAGGACUGCCCUCAUAUGAAAGAGAAAGGUGCCCUUAAACAAAACAAGGAGGUGCUUGAACUUGCUUUCUCGAUCUUGUAUGACUCAAACUGCCAGCUGAACUUCAUAGCUCCUGACAAACACGAGUACUGUAUCUGGACAGAUGGGCUGAAUGCGCUGCUGGGGAAAGACAUGAUGAGUGAGCUGACCCGGAAUGACUUGGACACCCUGCUCAGCAUGGAAAUCAAGCUCCGCCUCCUCGACCUGGAAAACAUUCAGAUCCCCGACGCACCUCCACCCAUCCCCAAGGAGCCCAGCAACUAUGACUUCGUCUAUGACUGUAACUGAAGUGGCCGGGCCCAGAAGCACCCCCUCCAAAACUGGAAAAUCUAGCUAAUGGGAGAGAAGAAUGAAAACACACCCACGCCUUGGAACCCUCUCGCGGUCAAGAGAAGCUGUGGGUCAACACUUUCUUUGGCCUCACCUCUAGCCCCAGCGUUCUUCUGCCCCUACCUGGCAUCCUGCUCACUGCCCUGAUUCUGUUUCUAGACUCCACUGCUUUAGGUCACUUCCCAUGCUACAGUCUACUGGUGGGAGCAGAGCAAAACCCACCGCCAAUAAGAGAUCCAAAGGGCCCUUCCGUCCUAUCCCCCAUCAGGCACAUCCUCCCUCCCCGGAAUGUGCAAGCCGGCAGCUCCAGACUGCCCCCAAACCUGCCCUCCAGACGGAAGGGAGUGCCCCAGUGCUUGCAUCUGGAAGAAACAGCCUAGCUUCUCGAGAAGACCAAACACCACCUCCUCGUUCCCUUUCUCUCUAGAGUCCGCUCACACCACCAGUUCCGUGUGAAUUGAAAUAGCUUCCAAAUCCCUUCCCUCCUCCGUCCAGGCCUUUGCCUCGUGCUGUUCCUCUCUGGUCCCAAGAGCAGCAGCAGCAGCCUCGUCCUAGCUUUCGCCAGCACCGGGUCUCCCGGACACAGUCCCAGGUCCCAUGCCCACUUCACAUCUGCACUGUGACUGUGACCUACCUUCCUUCCUCGCCAGCUAGUCUUGGGUGUCCUCUCUCUGCCCCAGCCCACACCUGCCUUCUUCAUGCCUCACACCCUUCCGGCCCCUUCGCUGAAAGCACAAAUGGUGAAAUCAGUUGUCGUCCCCAUCUCUAAUAUACUAAACCUAAUGCCUCUGUGGCAGGCGGCCCCUGUCUAAAGGUUUGGUGUUACCUUGUGCUGGGGGUUCUGCUGCAAACAGGCUCCACGGGAUGGUCAAGCUGUCAGACAUCCAAGUUUACAUCACUGUAAUUAUUACAAGUAUUGACAAUUUGCAAGGGUUUGGGGUUGUUGUUUUUUUGUUUUUUUUUUUGUUUGUUUGUUUGUUUUUGCUUUGUUUUUGUACAAAAGAGUCUAACAUUUUUUUGCCAAACAGAUAUAUAUUUAAUGAAAAGAAGAGAUACAUAAAUGUGUGUACUUUCAAGGUUUUUUUUAAUUAUUAUUUUAAUCCUGAACAUCUUCCUGAGAAUAACAUUCCCUUACACAUGCUGUGGAAUAAAAUUAAUUGUGAUGA
Messenger RNA from Herpailurus yagouaroundi (jaguarundi), 4471 nucleotides. It is a transcript of the gene ELMO1, whose product is annotated as engulfment and cell motility 1. Bases 1035 to 3263 code for a protein of 742 amino acids. Gene Ontology annotation, cellular component: guanyl-nucleotide exchange factor complex; plasma membrane. The transcript has 32 exons. The record is from RefSeq and is a predicted model, not a curated record. Lineage: Eukaryota; Metazoa; Chordata; Mammalia; Carnivora; Felidae. Gene Ontology annotation, biological process: cell motility; actin filament organization.